This is a messenger RNA of Maniola jurtina (meadow brown), 1123 nucleotides long. Its product is annotated as dehydrogenase/reductase SDR family protein 7-like. The record is from RefSeq and is a predicted model, not a curated record. NCBI's taxonomy places the organism in Eukaryota, Metazoa, Arthropoda, Insecta, Lepidoptera, Nymphalidae. The transcript is spliced from 5 exons. Gene Ontology annotation, cellular component: membrane. Gene Ontology annotation, molecular function: oxidoreductase activity. The coding region runs from base 91 to 1041 and encodes 316 amino acids.
CCUAUAAGUAGAUAAAUUUGUGUGCUUAUAUAAAUCGUUUGACUUUCAUAAAUACACAGACCUUGGGGCUUGGGUACCUAUUUCUUAACAAUGUCUGUGAUUAAAUUCAUUAAUGCAAGUGAUGCAAAGUCACUUAACUGGUAUCUCAAGUAUAUUGGUUUGCCACUGUCAGUUGGAUUUAUCAUGUACCGUUUAUGUUCUCAAGUAACAAAUCGAAAACGCAGAAAUGCUUUACAAGGAAAGGUUGUAGUCAUUACUGGUGCUAGUUCAGGAAUUGGAGAGGCUUUGGCUCAUGUAUUCUAUGAAUAUGGCUGCAAAGUAGUUCUAGCUUCAAGGAGAAGAACAGAGCUAGAUAGAGUUAAAGAAGAUCUCUUAUCUAAAAAAAUUCCUUCAACUGAGGAACCAGUAGUGUGCGAACUAGACUUAUCGAAUUUAGAGCAGUUGGAACCAUUUGUCAAAAAGAUAUAUGAUACCUGUGGCCAGAUUGACAUCCUAAUUAACAAUGGUGGAGUAUCCCAUCGUGGUUCAAUCCUUCACACAACAUUGGAAGUGGAUAAAAAAAUUAUGUAUACCAACUAUUUUGGUUCUGUGGGAUUGACUAAAGCGGUAUUGCCCAGAAUGGUUGAAAAGAAAAGUGGACAUGUGGUAUUUGUUAGUUCUGUACAAGGAUUGAUUGCGAUACCAGAUCGAUCCGCCUAUGCUGCUUCUAAACAUGCUCUUCAAGCCUUUGCAGAUUCCUUGCGUUCUGAAAUGUAUCAACAUAAAAUUGACGUGUCUGUUGUUAGCCCGGGAUAUGUAAAAACAGCAGUUUCAUUGAAUGCUCUCAAUGGCAGUGGGGAGAAUCAUGCAGUAAUGGACAAAAGUACAGCAGCUGGUUUCACUCCGGAGUAUGUUGCAAUGAAGAUUUUAGAUAUGGUAGUAAAUAAAGAUAAGGAAUUGGUAAUUAGCCAAUUUUUGCCAAACCUGGCUGUGUUUUUGAGACAUUCAGUGCCUUCUUUAUAUUUCUGGGUAAUGGCACGAAGGGCUAACAUCACAAAUUAAUUAUAAUUAAAAAGGGUAUAAGUUAUUUAUUCAAUUCUGAAGUGGCCAUAUUUAGCUUAUUUAUUUAAAAAUAAUGGGAUAA